ACUCUGGGCUCAGCAGGGCCUUCCCCUGUGUGCUGUGCUGGACUAGGCUGCGCCUGCCCUCCUGCCUCCACCUUAUUGGGGCAUCUCCCUGGGCACCUGCUGUGGGCCUUGGGAGUGGAAGCAUCUGUACAAAGUCCCUUCCUUGGAGCUACCGUGGGGCUGGCAGAGGGCUCUAUGGCAGGAUCCUGUGAAAUCAGCAAUAUCUUCUCCAACUACAUCAGUGCCAUGUACCAGCCGGAGGAGGUGCAGCUGCCCCUGGACCUGCUCACACACCUCGGGGAGGAGAACAGCUUGGGGCUGAGUGUGGCCAGCAGCCAGCUGCCUGUUGAAACUGCAGAUAAGCCGACGUGGUUCAGUGAGCUCCCGCACCUCUGGAGCAAGGCCCAGGUGCUGGAAUGGAUCAGCUACCACGUGGAGAAGAACAAGUACGACGCCAGCGCCAUCGACUUCUCUUGCUGCAACAUGGACGGCCUGACACUCUGCCACUGCACGCAGGAGCAGCUGCGCAACAUCUUUGGGCCCUUGGGGGAUGAGCUGUAUAAUCGCCUCCAUGAGAUCAGCCGAGCACAUCUAAUCCCAGCCCUGCUUCCUCCCAAAGACUUGGCCUCAGAUGAGCUCGGCUGGAUCAUUGACCUGCUGGAGAAAGACAGCGUGGCUGUUGCCCAGGAGACCUUCCUUGACUCCAACCCCCUAGAUCUGGGAAACUCAUGCUCGCAGGAGUCCCUGGAGGAGAUGAAGUCCGCAAACCCUUUCCAUCAGGCAGACUUGGGCUACCUGCUCGGCACCAUGUCUCCAGGAAGCUCUGACAUUUCAGGGACCGUGAUGUCUCACAGCCCCAACUCCCAGGACUCCGGUGGAAGUGACCUAGAUAUUGACCCUACAGAAGCAAAGUUGUUCUCCCCUGAUGGUGGCUUUGCUGACCAUAAGAAAGGGGAAAUGAAGCACGGCAAGCGGAAAAGGGGAAGGCCCCGGAAACUCAGCAAGGAGAACCGAGACUGCCUGGAGACCAGGAAGAGCAAGCACUCUCCAAGAGGGACCCACCUGUGGGAGUUUAUCCGCGACAUCCUGAUCCACCCAGAGCUGAAUGAGGGGCUGAUGAAAUGGGAGGACCGGCGCGAGGGGGUCUUCAAGUUUCUCCGCUCGGAGGCUGUAGCUCAGCUCUGGGGACAGAAGAAGAAGAACAGCAGCAUGACCUAUGAGAAGCUGAGCCGGGCCAUGAGGUAUUACUACAAGCGGGAAAUCCUGGAAAGAGUUGAUGGAAGGAGGCUGGUGUACAAGUUUGGGAAGAACUCCAGCGGCUGGAAGGAGGAAGAAGUGUUGAACAGGAGUAAAGAGCUAUAGGAGCCUUACAUGAACUCAGGCAUUGCCCUCUUGGCCCAGGGGCAAGACCCAAAGCAUAAUGCACUGAACCCAACCCUUGCACCAGAGACUUGGCCAGAUGUUGGAACCCAAAGCUGCCGUUGUGUGCAGCGUGUUAGACUCCAGCCCCUUCCUAGGGGCAAUGGUGUGUGUGCUGGUUCUUUGCCAGUGCCUCAGUAUCGAAAGCUGAUAUUUUGGCUGAAGUAGGUUAUUGUAAACCAUUAUUUCUGUUGUUAACAUGUUGGACUCUAUUCUCCAAGUGGACUUACAGUGACCUGCGCUUUCUUGAAGCAUGUCUGAAGCUCACAGUGUGGAAGGGACAUGUGCUAUUUGCAGUGAUCAGAUUCCAGGGAGCCAUAUAUAGGAUGGUCCAAAGCAGAACAUAGCAGGGAUUCCUGGGUACCACUGCAGUGGUGGCCCAGGAAACUGGAUCUGCCACUCUGCCACUGGGGAAGCUGGCCUGCCACCUCACCUGUUACUGAGUUGGAAUGAAGAGAACCAGCUCAGAUCCCUGGGGCCUUGCAGAGCCUUCCCUUUCCACUACAUGUUUUGCCAGCUGUGCUGCUGGUCCCACAGGUGAUGGACAAGUAGCAUCUGCCCUGCAGCUGUUGUGGGAAUGGCUGUGUUCUGCAUUCACAGGCAGAUGCUCAGCCUGGCUGAUUGGCUCCUACAGCAUAAGUGACUGUGGGCUCAAAGCGAGUCCAAAAGAACCAUGAAUUUUAGGUGGCUCCAAAGGGACCAUGGUGAGGAGCAGGGCACUAAGCAGCAUCUCAGUUCUGGUAUCCAGGGAGUGCACAUCCAUGAGCCAAUAUACCAUCAACCAUCUCUCUGAGAUCUCUUCUCCCACCACAUGCGGUGUCCUUUCCCCAAGAGUGGAUUGUCUCCUGCUUCUAAUUUAUGUAAUAUAAACAGAGAAUAUAUAAUGUAUAUAAAAAUCUAUUUUUUCAUAAAUAAGGUUGUUCCUGUGUGAUUGCGAGUGUCCUAGAAGCACUUGGCAUUUGCAAAGCAAUGAUUGUAGCUAAUUUUCAGCUGGACUGAAAUUAUGUUAUCGUGGCAUCAGUGAGCUGGUCCCACAGAGGGCUCUGGGCCAUGUGUGAGGUUUUCUCCUUUUUUAGUAAUAAACAUAUCAGAAAUAAAUCAUUGCUUUUUUA
Alligator sinensis (Chinese alligator) is the source of this 2510-nucleotide messenger RNA. RefSeq names its product E74 like ETS transcription factor 3 (gene ELF3). The record is from RefSeq and is a predicted model, not a curated record. Lineage: Eukaryota; Metazoa; Chordata; Crocodylia; Alligatoridae. Gene Ontology annotation, molecular function: sequence-specific DNA binding; DNA-binding transcription factor activity, RNA polymerase II-specific. Gene Ontology annotation, cellular component: nucleus. The coding region runs from base 175 to 1341 and encodes 388 amino acids. The transcript is spliced from 9 exons. Gene Ontology annotation, biological process: regulation of transcription by RNA polymerase II; cell differentiation.